GGAAGCGGCCCGUCAAGCCAUGCAGGGCCUGAGGCGAGCCUGGGCGGCGGGCCUGCCGGGCGUCUGGCGCCGCUGGGCCGCGGGGGCUGCGGGAGGCGCAGGCGCGGCCCCGCGGAGAGCUGCGCUCGGCGGCUCCUCGCCCUUCCUGGCCGCCGCGGAGGAGGAGGCGUUCGUGUUCCCCGAGUUCCUCCCGGAGGGGCCGGCCGCCGAGGGGCCCCCGCCGCCGCGGGGGCACGUCCAGGAGGCGGAGGCGGCCCCGCCCCGGCGCCCGGCGCCGGCUCCCCGGCGGAGGAAGGCCCACGAGGCCGCGGGCAGGCCGGACCCGUCGGUGCCGCCGAGCGGGGUGAGCUGCUCGGGCUGCGGCGCGGAGCUGCACUGCCGGGACCCCGCCUCGCCCGGGUACCUGCCCAGCGCCAAGUACCUGAGCCUGGUCGGGGGGCCCGCGGGCGAAGCCCGGGCGGCGCUGGAGGAGGCCGUUUGCCAGCGCUGCUGGUUCCUGGUGCACCACCAGCAGGCCCUGCAGGUGCAAGUGACGCCCGAGGAGUACCGCCGGGUGGUCAGCACGGCCUUGCGGGGCCCUCCCCGCCACGGCCGCCCGCCCCUGGUGCUCUGCAUGGUCGACGUGCUGGAAUUGCCCGACGUGCUGCUGCUGCCCGAGCUGGUGGGAAGCCAAGCCCACGUCCUGGUCCUGGGAAACAAGGUGGACCUGCUGCCCGGCGAUUCUCCCCGGUACCUGAAGCGCCUCCGGGAGCACCUGCUGGAAGCGUGCGCCCGCGUGGGCCUGGAUCAGUCCAGCGGGGGGCCAGGCCAGCGGGAGGUUGAUGUGCACCUCAUCAGCGCCAAGACAGGCUAUGGGGUGGAAGAGCUGAUCUCCAAGUUGCAGCGCUCUUGGAAAUUCAAUGGGGAUGUGUACCUUGUAGGAGCGACCAACACUGGGAAGUCAACCCUCUUCAACACGCUGCUUUGCUCAGACUACUGCAAGUCCAGAGCCUCGGAUGUUACCAGCAGGGCAACCAUCUCGCCUUGGCCAGGAACGACUUUAAACCUUCUGAAAUUUCCAAUUAUUAAUCCUACGCCUUUCAGAAUAUUCAGAAGGGAAGAAAGACUAGCAACAGAUGCAGCAAAAACAGAAGAGGACCUAAAUGAAGAUGAGAGGAAACAUCUUAAAACCCUGAAAAAGCAAGGCUACUUAAUAGGAAGAGUUGGAAGAACAUUUCAGCUCCCGCAGAAGUUGAAGAAAAACCGUGAAGUUGAAUUUGAUGCUGAAACAUUGUCUUUCAGUACAGAGGAAGAACCUGCCUUUCCAUCCGAAACUACUACCAAGAAAGGUGAACUCUCAUACAAUGAAGUAAAAGAUGCCCGCUGGUUUUAUGACACUCCGGGGAUUAUAAAAGAUGGCUGUGUUUUAAACUUCCUAAAGGAGAAAGAAGUCAAGCUUGUUUUGCCAACGUGUGCCAUUGUUCCAAGGACAUUUCUGCUUAAACCUGGGGAUACCUUGUUCCUGGGCGCAUUAGGACGCAUUGAUUAUUUACAGGGGGACCAGUCCUCUUGGUUUUCUGUUGUGGCCUCUAACUUGCUGCCUGUACACAUCACAAUGGUUGAGAAAGCAGAUGCCCUCUAUCAGAAACACGCCGGCCAUAUUUUACUGAAGGUCCCUAUAGGAGGUGAAGAACGAAUGAAAGACUUCCCCCCACUUGUUCCUCAGGACGUGAUGUUGGAAGGAGUUGGUGCUGAAGAGGCAGUGGCUGACAUAAAGCUUUCAUCUGCUGGCUGGGUUGCUGUUACAGCUCAUUCAAACAACAAAAUGCAUCUGAGAUGCUACACCCCAGAAGGGACAGUGCUGACUAUACGGAAACCCCCUCUGUUGCCACACAUUGUUCAGGUCAAAGGGGACCGUGUGAAAAGAAGUCCUGCAUACAAGACUCAACGACCUCCUUCCCUUGUGGAGAACUUAAGGACAAAUGUUAAAAAGUAAAAAAAGGACCUAAAAUGGUGCAGACCAGCUUGGAGUCCUUCCCAUUUGAUUUCCUUCAGUUUGAUUAAUUCGUUGAUGAUACUGGCUGUAGAAGGGUGGAGCCGCAGCAAGAUUUGAACACGGAGAAACAAGCCACAUGUGGUUAUUCGCCUGUUACGAGCCGAAACAGUAUUCGCAAGACAAACCGCAUCUGCACAGCCUUGGGUGUGUCCCUUCUAUUCCUGAGCUGAGUUGCAUUGCCUUUCCAUCGGGCACUGGGUAGGACCUGAGAGAGAUCCCCAAACACUUGGGGUUCAGUCUGCACUUGGCAAAUGGCGUCCCGCUUCCUUCUGAGAACUCGUUUCUAUGAGCCUGGAUGCGAGCGGUGGGGGGGAAUCAGGUCUUGAAGGCAUGGGAGGCAAACCCAAGAUCCGAAAAAGAGUUAAGAGAGUCGAUAUCCGGUCCAGUUAUACCCAGAGGGCUUCUGUUUCACGUGUGAAUAAUUAUGAUAAAUUAGGGCCAUUGUGAGGCUUUGAAACAUGGCAGCGGCUGAGGUGAAAGCCUCUUUCCAGUGGAUUUUGCCGCUGCGUGCAAAUGGCCAAGUCCCACAUUCAGUCAGGCCUGAGGCCUUCCAACUGGGGAGAGCCAGCCACCGCCUGCGCGCCCUUCCACCCUCCCCCAGUAAACACUGUGGGUCACCCAAAGACCCGUCCGCGAGGUCGACUCUCUCCCCAGUUCUCUUGAAGUCAAGAAAGAGGGUAAAGCUUGUGAAGCUGUAUUUUAUUUUUUAUUCAUAAUGGCACCAUAAUAAAAAUGGAACUCAAGAAGAAAGUAUUUUGGAAUAUACUUUUGGGAACGUGGAGAUACUUUAUAUCAUAAUGUAAAUUAAACUUUUAAAAGCAU
Eublepharis macularius is the source of this 2857-nucleotide messenger RNA. It is a transcript of the gene NOA1, whose product is annotated as nitric oxide associated 1. The transcript is spliced from 8 exons. Gene Ontology annotation, molecular function: GTP binding. The coding region runs from base 20 to 1975 and encodes 651 amino acids. Lineage: Eukaryota; Metazoa; Chordata; Lepidosauria; Squamata; Eublepharidae. The record is from RefSeq and is a predicted model, not a curated record.